UUUACUCACAUGGCAAGCAUGCUGGAGAUUUGAGUCAUAAAUUGACAAUUUUCCAGUCGUAUUUUUGCCUAUUUGUUGUACGAAAUGAAUUGAUUUCGUAGCUCAUCAUGGAGAACAAUACGAUUAUUUUUGGCGACUUUACAGAAGAAGACAUACUUGUGUAUUUUUCUGAUGAAAUUGUAAAAUCAAGCGGUACUGAAUUUCCUGAAGAUUUUCAUAUGUACAUUUUAAGCACAACAUUAAGCGGGAAAGAUUGCUCUCGAGAGGCCUUGGAUAUUUCAAAUAAAGUUGAAUAUGCAAACAUCAAUACUGGCUUGGAUGAUAAAAGGAAAUUGGUUGAAACUUUUACCUCAGAAAUGGGAAGGGUACCAAACGAAUUUAUGGAAAGCCGAAUUGCAACAGACGUCGAUAAAGUAAGUGGAAAUAAUGAAGUUUUAUGUUCUGUGGACGAAAGUAUUUUACCGGACAUAUCUAAUUCUAAUACUUCCUUGAUUGACAAUAAGCAAAAUUUAAAUUCUGAUGAUACAAAUAUCAGAUCAGAAAAUGUUUCAAACGAGAACAAUGGUUCUUUACUACCAAAGGCUGAAAACAGCCUCCCCUCACUGACUCCUACUUCAGCAGAAAGUAACAACAGUCCAACAAAUGUUGUUACGGUUGGGACAAAAACAAUGUUAACAACCUCAACUAGAACUGUUGAGUCUCGAAAUGAGGGGGUAAAAAGCUCUUGGGCGGACCUCUUUAAGACAAAAUCCACUUCCAAGCCACAAGAUCCACUACCUCAAGUGAAAUCAAAGCCACAACAACCAGAACAAAGUACUGAAGAGGACAGUUUAUCAAAGACAGAUCAAUUUCAGCAGUAUUUUUCGGAUGUUCUGAAGCGAACCUCUUUGACUAAUCAGGUUCCGUCGUUGCAACCUCGUGGUCUAAAGAACAAUGGUAAUUGGUGUUACAUCAAUUCAACCCUACAAGUUCUUUUAUUCUGCCCAUCAUUUUACCAUUUCCUUGCAAAAUUUAAACUUAAAGCUGAACGUGGUACAAGCUUGACACCAAUAUUGGAUGCACUUGUUCUGUUUGUCAGCCAGUUUAGUGAAAUGCCUCCCCAACAAUCUACAGCAGGUAGAUCUCGUGAUUGGAACAAGCAAGAUGUUGUGAUGGGUAUGCCAUUUGAACCAAUAUAUGUGUAUAAACUAUUAUGUCAAGUAAAAACAUCACUCUCACAACAAGGAAAACAAGAAGAUGCAGAAGAGUUUCUUAGUUGUAUCUUGAAUGGCUUACAUGAGGAGAUGGUGCAACUCAACUCUGCUGGAAAUAAAACUCAGCCAGAAAAUCCUAUUACCUCUACAGUUGAAGAUCAGGCUGUUGGUGACUGGGAACAAGUUGGUCCACGGAACAAGUCAACAAUCACACGAAAAGCAGCCAUGUCUAAGUCCCCAAUUGCUGCCAUGUUUGGUGGCUAUUUGAGAUCAUCAUUGCUUCAACCAGGGCUGAAGGAAUCUGCUAGCAUCCAACCAUUUUUCACCAUUCCGCUGGAUCUUCGAGGAGAGGUGAGCACAGUUCAGCAGGCAUUUGAUCAUUUCUUCAGAGUUGAAGAAGUUGAAGGUUUUCAGUGUGAUAAAAGCAAGACUGAAGUUGAAGUCUCAAAGAAAUGGACACUAGAUACCUUGCCAAUCGUGUUAGUGUUGCAUCUCAAAAGAUUUGUUGUCAAUAAGAAUGGUUGUGAGAAACUCACCAAGAAGAUAACUUACGAUGCUCAGCUUCAAGUUCCUAUGGAAACAUUAUCCAAGAUGACAAAGCUUCCAACUAAGAACAUGUUAUCCUAUAAACUAUUUGCAGUCACUUAUCAUCAUGGCAAGAAUCUACAUGGUGGACAUUACACUUCAGAUAUUUCUCAUCCAUCAGUUGGUUGGCUACGGGCAGACGACAUGAACGUCAGAACUGUUCCACCAAAGUUUGUAUUCAACCCUUUGUCAAAUAGAGAUCCUUAUUUAUUGUAUUACUGUCGUGGAGAUAUUUAAGAUGUAAGAAACCAAUCAAGAUUCAAGCGUGCUUGUGAACAUCAGUGGUUGGGGUUUUACAGGACUAAUUUUGACCACAUGCGAUGAACACUUCUAGUAAGUGGUUCAGAACAAUGAUUAAAAUGCUGAUUAUUGGGUCAUUUGACUCAUUUCAGAAAAUUUCCACCCUCCCCUGCCAUUUUGCAAUACUGAAAGUUUCUCUUCAGACAUAAAAUGUUUUUUGGUGGGAGUCU
This is a messenger RNA of Dendronephthya gigantea, 2248 nucleotides long. RefSeq names its product ubiquitin carboxyl-terminal hydrolase 10-B-like. Gene Ontology annotation, biological process: DNA damage response, signal transduction by p53 class mediator; regulation of autophagy; protein deubiquitination. Bases 108 to 2015 code for a protein of 635 amino acids. The transcript has a single exon. Gene Ontology annotation, cellular component: nucleus; cytosol. The record is from RefSeq and is a predicted model, not a curated record. Gene Ontology annotation, molecular function: cysteine-type deubiquitinase activity; cysteine-type endopeptidase activity. Lineage: Eukaryota; Metazoa; Cnidaria; Anthozoa; Malacalcyonacea; Nephtheidae.